CAUGACGACAGAGCCGCUGUUAGUUGGCAGCUGGCAGCUGGAGGUUGGUGCGAGCAACGCUCAGUCGACGAUACAAACCUGAACCUGAAAGAUCAAUUCGCGGGAUCUGCAGUGCGUUGAGGAACCGUUCUUACUUGAAUGAUAAUAGUACAUACAAUAUUGUAAAAUCUGUGUGUGUGUGUCGGAAUUGAAAGUACUCAGAUUCGUGUUCGUAUUUCGCACAUUAUUGAUUGUGCUGUCAAUUGUGGAAUAUUGUUUGAAAGCAAACGCGGAAGUGUCAGUUCAUUUUAGCAAAUAUCGCAAUAAAAUCAAAUACAAUUUCUGUGUAAAUCAUAAAUAAACAAUACCGUUCGUUGUGUUCGUUCUCUGUUUGUUAACAAAAGAUAAAAAUACACUUCACCUCACUUCACUUAACGAAAUGCCAAAAGUCAAAGAUAUGCGAGUUGCAACGUUGCUGUUACUUCUAACAGUAUUCAAUGCAUACGCGCCCAUGGCAGACGGUCAAUCCUAUCUGCUCACCCUGGAGAACGUUCUAACAAGGCAAUUGCCCUACAAUCUGACAACUGUUAACGGUACAUCGGAUGCGGAUCUGUUUGCCGAGCAAGUGGAUAAUAAUACCAGAAUAUUUGUGUACAAAAAUAUCGUCGAGUCGAACAACGAAUUGUCACAGACGGCAAUGGACGUGAUUACCAUCGUGUGGUAUGUGGCAACAUUUUUGGCAUUGGCCGCCUUCUUCAUGCUGAUGGCCUGCUCGGAUCGCCGUUGUCGCGAUAUGCGCAAUCGUCAAGCGAGUGCCACGCCCAAUGAGCAACAGCGUGCCCCGCCCACGCCUUCGCCCUCGUACAGUGAAUUUGCGCCGCCCAGCUAUGAUACUGUCAUCAAAAUGCAACAUGCGGCCAAGACGAGCAUCUUUGUGAUUCCCUUCAACAGCGACAAUAAGACAAACGAUGAUGCAACAAACAUAUCGCCUGUCUCUACGGAUCCUGCCAGUGUCUAUACAAUUGAUGAGCGGCCAAAGGCGACCAAAUAAUGUUAUACAUUGUUUUAAGUUUUGCCACUCUUUAGGCUCUCGAUAGAGCUUUAAGGAAACUACUCUGUGAUAAUUGCUGUGCGUGCCACUUGGUGCCAAUCAAAAUGUCGCCGUUUUGGCCAACUCGAAACGUGCUUCGGCUAUUUUGUUGUGCAGUGUAAAUUGUAUUUUUGUUAUAAUGUAUUGUAUUUUAGCAAUCGUAAUUAUUAAGUUAUAUUAUACAAGUAGUAUGCCAUAUAUCAUUGAUAUGUCAAUGGGCAUUUGAAAUGCGUAAAAAAGACUGAAUGAUUAAAUAUGUUUACAUAUUGUGGUUUGUAAUAGUAGUCAAUUUACUUUUUCUCUGCCUUUUCAAUUGCAAUUACUGUCAAAUUGAUAUAUACAUAAAUAUUUUGAAUAAGAAAAUAAUUAAACACGUGAUUUACGUUUUAAAAAAUGA
Messenger RNA from Drosophila nasuta, 1466 nucleotides. RefSeq lists its product as uncharacterized. The coding region runs from base 419 to 1030 and encodes 203 amino acids. The record is from RefSeq and is a predicted model, not a curated record. Lineage: Eukaryota; Metazoa; Arthropoda; Insecta; Diptera; Drosophilidae. The transcript is spliced from 3 exons.